AUGAGGAGACAGGCGGCCAUCGCCCUCGCCCUUGGCUACGGAGCGGUGUGCUCUCACAUCCACGCUCGCUUCCCCCACAACGUACAGACCGCCUUGCUCCUCGUCACCCUGCCGCUGACGAGCAUCGUUGUGCUCCUGCUCUCCUUUCGUGCCAUCUCAAUCGACGACGCGGUCCACGCUCGCCUCACCCACAAUUACACCGACUACCAGUCUGCGCUACGUGGCAGGGUCAUUCUUAGCAACGACGGCUUCGCCACCUUGGUCCGCAUGCUGCUCGGCCUCAAUGUCAUCACUUCGAUCCCCAUUUUCUGGAACCAGCUUUCGCAGUCGAGCCUCUCCAGCCGCAUCUCGACACCGCUGGCCUACCUCUUUGGCAUCGGCUCGGUCCUGGUGGCUGUCAUGUGCAUCCUUAUGUCCCUCACGCAGCCGCUAAUGAGCGUCAACUUCGACCGCGGCGACUCGAACGACAAGGGCGAUGGGUUCCCACACGAGAUCCCCGACGCCCUCGUACCCAUCAAAGUGCUUUCUGCAUACCUCAUCCGGCACCCUGGCGUCGAUGGUUGGCACAAGGUUGGCACCACUUCAAGGAGGCACGAUGUUCACGCCCGCGUAGACUCUGCCACGCAAAGCUACGAGAUCCGCACCGUUUGGUCGCAGGACCAUCCUGCCAUGGCCGGAAGACCGGCCCCAGGCGCUCCAGCCCUGUCUACAUCGGCCGGUGUUGCCGGAAAGCUGGAUCAGCUCUGA
Pseudozyma flocculosa PF-1 is the source of this 747-nucleotide messenger RNA. RefSeq lists its product as uncharacterized. The record is from RefSeq and is a predicted model, not a curated record. The coding region runs from base 1 to 747 and encodes 248 amino acids. The transcript has a single exon. NCBI's taxonomy places the organism in Eukaryota, Fungi, Basidiomycota, Ustilaginomycetes, Ustilaginales, Ustilaginaceae.